Messenger RNA from Oncorhynchus mykiss (rainbow trout), 3600 nucleotides. The record is from RefSeq and is a predicted model, not a curated record. NCBI's taxonomy places the organism in Eukaryota, Metazoa, Chordata, Actinopteri, Salmoniformes, Salmonidae.
GGCGGGUUCAUUCCUACAUUAAACCGGGGGAUGAGAUCACCCAAGCUGUCAUUUUAACGGCAUUAUUUUAUUAUUUUGUGGUUUUAGCUCAGACUUUUAAUAUUAUUUUAUCAACAUGAUCAAGAACGGUCACCACACAUCGAAUGAGCAGGGAAUAGAGAGCGGUGCUAAGCAGGGAGACUUGGCUUGCAGCCCAGAGAAGAGGAAGCGAUCUGUCCGGGUGUGGUGUGAUGGCUGUUAUGACAUGGUGCACUACGGCCACUCCAACCAGCUGAGACAGGCUAAGGCCAUGGGAGAUUACCUCAUCGUUGGAGUACAUACAGAUGAAGAGAUCUCGAAGCACAAGGGUCCUCCUGUCUUCACCCAGGCAGAGAGGUAUAAGAUGGUGCGGGCUAUCAAGUGGGUGGAUGAGAUCGUAGAGGGUGCUCCCUAUGUCACCACACUGGACACACUGGACAAAUACAACAGUGACUUCUGCGUCCACGGAGAUGACAUCACACUGACGGUGGACGGUAAGGACACGUAUGCGGAGGUGAAGAGAGAGGGCCGGUACCGGGAGUGUAGACGCACCCAGGGGGUCUCCACCACAGACCUGGUGGGCCGCAUGCUGCUCAUGACUAAAACCCACCACAGUAACAUCGACAACUCAGACUACCAACAGCACACGGACAACUUUGGGAAGGGUCCUAAGGGUCACAGUCCAUGGACAGGAGUGUCCCAGUUCCUCCAGACUUCCCAGAAGAUCAUCCAGUUUGCCUCAGGAAAGGAGGCCCAACCUGGGGACACCAUCAUCUACGUAGCCGGGGCCUUCGACCUCUUCCACAUUGGUCAUGUUGACUUCCUGGAGACGGUCUACAAACAGGCUGAGAGGCCUUACGUCAUCGUGGGACUGCACUUUGACCAGGAAGUGAAUCGCUACAAAGGGAAGAACUACCCAAUCAUGAACAUCCACGAGAGAACCCUGAGUGUCCUGGCCUGCAGGUAUGUAUCAGAGGUGGUGAUUGGGGCUCCCUACGCUGUGGGUAAAGAUCUGCUGGACCACUUCAAGGUGGACCUGGUGUGUCAUGGGAAGACAGAGGUGUUUCCUGACAGGGACACUGCAGACCCUUAUGCUGAGCCUAAGAAGAGAGGUAUCUUCCGUACAGUAGACAGUGGUAACGGUUUGACCACCGAUGACAUCGUACAGAGAAUCAUCAAGAACCGGCUGCUGUUUGAGGCAAGGAACCAGAAGAAGGAGGCCAAGGAGAUUGCGGUGUAUGAGGCGAUGAAAAGCCAGGCAGAGGGAGAGCAGGCCGGGGACACGGCCCAGGCAGCACAGUAACCAGAUCAAACUAGUUCAAACCAGACCCAGCUGUCCCAAAACUGAUCCUAACCCCGAGUUUCUCAAACUAGAGAAACUCUGAAAUAACUUGUUUUUUAAAACUGCGUUUGGUUCAUAGAACUGGGGUUAAGUCAGUAACCUCCGGUAGCUGCUAGAUGCCGUUGUCAUAGUGACAGCGGUUUUGGUUUUCUUUCUUCCUGAACGGUUUAAUCCACGGUUUCCCUCCUCAAUACCCAGAAGCCUCAGAACAGAGUGGACAAGACCGGGCACUAAAAUCAGACUGGAGGGAAAAUAACAAUCACUGGUGUUAUUUUCUACUCAGCAGAUCAAACUAAAUGAUUGGCUGAGGAUCUUCUGAACUUCCCAAUACCUUUCUGAUGCAUUUGUCACUUCAAACAAUCCUUCAUAUUGAAACACUGUCAAAUGUACUGUCAACUGAUUUGUAAUAGUCGGUUAUAGUCCCAGUUUAAGAACCAAACAUUGGCUGUUGAUUUCAUCACCUUUUUUUUUUAAAUGACGAAAUGGGGUCACGGAACAAAAAGUUUGGGAACCCCUGUCCUAACCAGCUCUAAAUGGUUCAAACACGACCCGAACCGGGUCAGACUGAACCGAGCCAGCCCAAACCAGUCUAGACCUACUACUUGUACUGUAUACACAUCCUUUAGUGAAGCAUUGCCUGCUAGCCCGUCCUAGACCGGCUUUACCCCCCCAGUCCACAACGGGACAAACUCAUUCCACCGACGGCCGAGUGUCUGCGGGUUUUCACUCCCUUGUACUUGAUUGAUGAAUUAAGGUCAGUAAUUAGUAAGGAACUCCCCUCACCUGGUUGUCUAGGUCUUAACUGAAAGGAAAAACCAGCGGACAGUAGGCCCUCCAUGAAAUGAGUUUCCACCUGACCCAAACCGGAUCAGACCAGAUCAAACUGCAGAAACAGACUUUAACCAAGACUCAAACCAAGACACCUCCUCUCCUUCACCAGCUAAGGAGAACACAAAAAUAACCCUCUUCCCUCUGUCAGUGGAGGCUGCUGAGGGGAGGAUGGCCCAUAAUAACGUCUGGAGUGGAAUAUCUGGAAUGGACUGUGUUAAAUCUUAUCCCACUUUCAGGCAGAAAGAAAGGAGAGGAGAGGACAGGAGAGGAGAGGAAAGGAAGAGAAUCCAAAGUGUGACUGUUGAAAAAGAGAACAUUGAGAGACUUGUGAAGAAGAGAGGAAAGUCUAUGUAGUUGUGUGUGUACUGUAUAUUUAGUAGUGCCUUCUAGUCUGAUCUACCAAAUGGCAUACUAUUCCCUAUGGAUCCUGGUCAAACGGCCGCUGACCCCAGCCCUGCGCUUACAGCCGCUGACCCCAGCCCUGCGCUUACAGCCGCUGACCCCAGAACACAUACAUGCCAGAGUUGGCGUAGCUGCUCCGCCUGAAGUGUCCCCACUUGCGCUGUCGAAUAACUGGCUGUUCUGUGGCGUGACCGGUACGACUCUCCAGGUGGCCUGUCACGGGUGUUUUGAGGCAGAGGUCUUGGGUUCGCGCCUCGCUAGGAGCUGGCUCAGGAGGAAGGUGGUGCUCUUUAAGCAAGCAGUAUGACCUCCUUCACAUCGCUAUGGGUCGGAGUCCUGUCCACUAUCUCUUCAAUACAUUUAACUAGUGUACGAUAUAGGGAGUCAUUUCAGAUGCAGCCCUCUGUCUUGUAUGUAACAUGAUGAUUCAGCCCUCUGUCUUGUAUGUAACAUGAUGAUUCAGCCCUCUGUCUUGUAUGUAACAUGAUGAUUCAGCCCUCUGUCUUGUAUGUAACAUGAUGAUUCAGCCCUCUGUCUUGUAUGUAACAUGAUGAUUCAGCCCUCUGUCUUGUAUGUAACAUGAUGAUUCAGCCCUCUGUCUUGUAUGUAACAUGAUGAUUCAGCCCUCUGUCUUGUAUGUAACAUGAUGAUUCAGCCCUCUGUCUUGUAUGUAACAUGAUGAUGUAGCCCUCUGUCUUGUAUGUAACAUGAUGUUUCAGGACUCUGUCAAUGUUUUCUUGUUUUUAAUGUGUUGGUAUGUGGAUAAUUAAUUUAAAACAUUUUUUAGAGUAAUGGACAAUGAAUGGGGAGUCAACUGUGUGUGUGUGUGUGUGUGUGUGUGUGUGAGAGAGAGAGACUGUUUUAAAGGGAGUGUGUGUGAAUGAGAGAUGAAUACCAAAACAAAUGGGCAUGUAUAUUGUGUGGCUCCACCCCUCUAAAGUUGCUCUGUAAAUCUGUCCAUUCAUUGUCUGGUAAUGACAAGAAAAUACAAAAGACUGUACCCAUUA